This is a messenger RNA of Trifolium pratense (red clover), 1200 nucleotides long. RefSeq names its product mediator of RNA polymerase II transcription subunit 22a-like. The coding region runs from base 306 to 758 and encodes 150 amino acids. The transcript is spliced from 5 exons. Gene Ontology annotation, molecular function: transcription coregulator activity. Gene Ontology annotation, cellular component: mediator complex. Lineage: Eukaryota; Viridiplantae; Streptophyta; Magnoliopsida; Fabales; Fabaceae. The record is from RefSeq and is a predicted model, not a curated record. Gene Ontology annotation, biological process: regulation of transcription by RNA polymerase II.
CCACAAUCCACACGGUAAAAAAGAAAAGAAAUAAUGUACCAAAAAAAAAGAAAUAGAAGGAAAGCCGCGUGAAGAGAAGAACGGAAAGUGAACGACUCUUAACCACACUUCCACGCGAUCGACGGCCAUCCACCGACCCACCGACCGGCGGCGCCCUGUUCUCAGUCACCAGUAGACUCCAUUGAAGUGGAAACAAAGAUAAAGACAUUGCUAUCACCAUUUAAAUUCACAAGGAACAUUUUUCCUUUUCACCACUUUGUUCAUUAACUUGUCAGUCGGCCCCUCUGAGAGGGGAGAAGGAGAAAAUGAACAAAGGUGGACCAGGCGGCAGUGGGCCCACUGCAGCAGCGGCGGCAGCAGCUGCUCAAAAACAGAAGACAUUGUUGCAGAGAGUGGAAGGUGAUAUUGCCAACAUCGUUGACAAUUUCAGCCACCUUGUCAAUGUUGCCAGGGUAAAUGAUCCGCCUGUUAGAAAUUCACAGGAAGCUUUUAUGAUGGAGAUGCGUGCUGCUAGGAUGGUCCAAGCAGCUGAUUCUCUACUUAAAUUGGUGUCGGAGCUGAAGCAAACUGCAAUAUUUUCAGGAUUUGCUUCCCUUAAUGACCAUGUAGAACAAAGAAGGGUUGAGUUUAACCAACUGGCAGAAAAAACAGACCAUACAUUAUCUAGAAUUGGAGAGGAAGCUGCAGCUAGCCUGAAAGAGCUUGAAUCCCAUUAUUCUUCUUCUGCGCAAAAGACUAUUCAAGAGACACAACCAUAGUUGAGACUUGAGAAUCUAUAUCAAUGUUGCUUGCACGUCUCACUUGAUGUAAGAUAUCUUUAGUUUAUAAGUAGAUUGUUGUAUUCUUUUGUUAUGUGAUAGCGAAUCUUGACGCAAUGGUUAGAGACAGAUUUUUUUUUUUUGAACAAGGUUAGAGACAGAAUUGUCUGUGUGACUAGGAGGUUGUAGGUUUGUGGAAUCAAUCUCUUGCAAAUAAAUGAGACAAUGUUGCCUACAAUGGCAAAGGUUGACCCUUAAUGUUGUCAAUGGCAAAGAUUUGCAAGGGAUUGACCCUUAAUGUUGUCAAUGGCAAAGAUUGGAGGGAUUAUUACAAGAUGUUUCACAUGUGUUUCAAGUGGAAGUAUUUUCCCCUUAAAUGUUGGAUUUUUACUGGGUUCAUGUAUAUCUAUUUAAUUUUAUGUGAAACUUUUAUGCUACCUCA